AUGGUUGGGAAGGAUUACUUGAAAGAAGAGGAGUAUUGCGGGAGAGCUGUUCUUGUGAGUCCUAACGAUGGGAAUGUUCUUGCCAUGUACGCGGAGCUUGUGUGGAUGAUUCAUAAGGAUUUGUCACAACAGGGCAAGCUCUCUGAUGGACAACCUUCUAGCUUUAGUGAAUGGAUUCUUCCUGCUAAGGAGUUUGAUGGCUUAUGGGAAAGCUUGAUAUAUGAAUCUGGACUUAAGCAACGGUUACUACGUUACGCCGCAAGUGCUUUGUUGUUCACGCAGAAGGGUGUUAAUCCAAAUCUCGUUUCAUAGAACAUGUGAGUGACAUUGGAUUGUUCUUUUGCACGGACCACCAGGGACUGGCAAAACAUCUCUUUGCAAAGCAUUGGCUCAAAAGCUUUCAAUUCGGUGCAACUCCAGAUAUCCACAUUGCCAAUUGGUUAAAGUCAAUGCUCACUCUCUAUUUGGUAAAUGGUUCUCUGAAAGUGGCAAGCUUGUAUGAUACAAAAUUGUUCUUUCUUUAACUCUUGUCUUAGUUUUCCCUUUAGCAUGCAUUUUAGACAGUAGGCUGCUCCAACAAACUGGCUUUUUUUUUUUUUUUUU
Eruca vesicaria subsp. sativa (arugula) is the source of this 603-nucleotide messenger RNA. NCBI's taxonomy places the organism in Eukaryota, Viridiplantae, Streptophyta, Magnoliopsida, Brassicales, Brassicaceae. The record is from the annotation of a GenBank genome assembly.